AUGGCGGACAUCCUCACCCAACUACAAACAUGUCUAGACCAGCUCGCGACUCAAUUCUACGCAACGCUGGGCUACCUAAGUACAUACCACGACAAUUCCCCCGCAAUCCCACCAAACGUCCCCAACGCCGCACCCGCUCUCUCAAAGAUGACCAAAAACACCACAUCACCACCCAUCCCGGCCUCAGUCGCCGGCGCCAGCGGCCCAGCAGCAUCACCCCCACCCCCACCACCGCAACAACCCGGCGCCGGCGCAGGACUCCAAGACCCAGACCAACCGCCCGAGCCCGAUUCCGCGCGCACAUUCGCCAGUCGGCAGCGAGAAUUGGCGCGCGAUCUGAUUAUCAAGGAGCAGCAGAUUGAGUACCUCAUUUCGGUGCUACCGGGUAUCGGGACCUCGGAGGCGGAGCAGGAGGCUAAGAUUCGGGAGUUGGAGGUUCAGCUGCGAGAUGUUGAGGGGAAGAGGGAGGCCAAGGCGUUGGAGUUGAGGAAGUUGAGGGGGAAGUUGGAGAAUGUGCUUGGUGCAGUUGCGGUGGGGAUUCAUGGGGAUGAGAAGGGUCGUCGUUAG
Molecule: messenger RNA, 567 nt
Organism: Penicillium manginii
Lineage: Eukaryota; Fungi; Ascomycota; Eurotiomycetes; Eurotiales; Aspergillaceae
Product: med21 domain-containing protein
Exons: 2
Coding region: 1-567 (188 amino acids)
Biological process (GO): regulation of transcription by RNA polymerase II
Cellular component (GO): mediator complex
Molecular function (GO): transcription coregulator activity
Source: RefSeq, a predicted model, not a curated record